Talaromyces marneffei is the source of this 519-nucleotide messenger RNA. RefSeq lists its product as uncharacterized. The coding region runs from base 1 to 519 and encodes 172 amino acids. Lineage: Eukaryota; Fungi; Ascomycota; Eurotiomycetes; Eurotiales; Trichocomaceae. The transcript has 2 exons. The record is from RefSeq and is a predicted model, not a curated record.
AUGCCUCCAUACGCGACCACUCCAUUCAAGGACUUAUGCCUAUACCCACAGCCAUUAAACCCUCACCUUCGCCCCAUGCCCGUGGUGAGCAUCACAGCCCUCCCACUAAAAGAUGAGCGAGACCCCGUCUGGGCCGAGCAAUGCUGUCUACAAUGCGCCAAACUCGUGGGCAGCGUCGAUCUCUUCUGUGUGCCGCAUCCCAACAAGAGCGAAAACAAGUGCAUCCGCUGUUACAAUCUGAACAUCACAUGCAUCCCAAUCCCGCAAGAUCACGUUGACACUUUCCGCAGCAUACAGGUGUUUUUUAAGAAGCGGGACUUGAAGUAUGCUUUUCUUUUCCGUCGGGCUUGGAUCAUUGGUAUGAAUAAUGAGCCUACCGCUCGCAUUGGACGACAGCUUUACUUGCUCAAUCGUAAUAUCGAACGGUUGAUCAACGCUCAGUUGGCGAUUAGAAAUGAGCCACCAGUAGCCCCGAUCGAAGAGGUUUUUGGUGAGGAUGUGUCUCGCUACGAUGUUUGA